GAUAGGUAGGGGUGUGGGAUGGGGAGUAUGAGAGCUAUGGUGGGAGUGGGUGCGAAGAUGAGGUAUGAUGGAGGGUGAGGAAGACCUCUAAAAUACUAUUUGACCACCCUUAUUGUGCCUUAGUAUUACACCCAAGGGUGUGCAAUGGUGUUUAACUAAGUGAGUUGAGAAUCUGAGAUAUCUCAUUCAGAUUUAAGCAGAAGCAAAAAAAGAAAAAAAGAAAAUACUCCUGCUCCUUUUAGAUUGCAAUUUUACUCCUAAAUGUGUAUUUAAGAGGAACAGUUAUUUAGGAAUGGAGGGAGCAUUGGUCUUCCCAUCUCUCCUCAUUGAUGAGUGGACAGAUUAAUGUAAAAUCUGUUAUUUUAUAGGAGCUGGCAAAAAUCUAUGGAUUUAAUCGAGGUGUGGGACCGCACACCCGGAAAGUAUGAAAUUACGUAUGAAAAAUGCAUUAGUGAGGUCCAUGCAAUGUUAGUGUGUGCGUGUACCUUUGCCUAUAUUUGUCAAAAAAAAUAGAAAACCAUCUCUUUUUGGAUACAUUGGAUGGAAAUGUUUAUUUUAUCUUUUUUGUGCUUAGAUGUUUGUAUGGUUAUACUUUUCUUGUUUAUAUCCCUAAAAUUGAACUUUAGCAUUACCUGAGUGGUCUUAAUCGGUUUAAUUCCGUAACAAUCUUAUUUAAGCUUUUAGCCAGGGUUCAGAGAUCCUUUAUUUCAUUGGUCAAAUAAGUGAAAAUAUUUAUUGAUUUUUGGGUGGCGGAGACAUUUACACUUAGAAUCCUUUGCCCGUUUUGAUAUCAUGUUGAAUUGUUUGAUGUGCAAUGUGGGCAGAAGUGACAGUGGAAGUUAGAGAAGAUUCACCAGCACACUAUUUUUUGAAAAUUGAGUCUUUCACCCGACUUUCAGAGAGUGGCAUUUAUAAGUUUGAAUCAAAUGAAUUUGAGGCUGCUGGUUACAAAUGGAAAAUGAUCAUUUAUCAUGAUGGGAACACACGUGAAAAUGGAAGUGGACAUAUUUCAGUUUACUUGGCCAUUUCAGGGACAAGUUCCCUGCUUGUUGGUUGGGAGGUCAAUGCUAUAUUUACCUUCUUUCUCUUCGAUCAAAUCCAUGACAAUUAUCUUUCAGUGCGAGGAAAAAAGCAGCUUUUUCAACCUAUCAAGUCUUUAUGGGGACUUCCCAAAUUUCUUUCUCAUUAAACAUUCAAAGAGGCCUCUAAUGGAUACCUUGUUGACGACAAAUGUGUCUUUGGAGAAGAGAUAUUCGUCUUUCAAAGGCAAGCAAUCGGUGAAUUCUUGUCCAUGGUAAAAUCUAAUAACUCAUUUAAACGUGAAUGGAAGAUCUGCAAUUUCUCCAAACUUGGCGAAGAUUGGCUCUCUGAAGUAUUUACUGUGGGAGAUUACAAAUGGUACUUCCUUCCUUUUCUUGGUGCAUACCAUCACUCAUUUGAAUUUAUUUAUUUCUCAAUCCUUAUGUUAAUUUCGUGUGUAGGAAGCUCUGGUUGUAUCCAAAAGGUAGUUUUAACGAUAAGGGGUAUAAUUAAUAUCUGAAUAUUCUUAAAAUCUGUUGAUGCUAAGGACUUUGAUCAUCUUAAAAAAGUGAUGGCAAAUUGCAGCAUAAGCCUCAAAGAUCAGAAAAAUGGUGGAUGCAAAAAGCUAUCUUGUAAGACAAAUAUUUAUUUGUUUCUAUUUGUGUCAGUAGCAAUUUUUCGUAUGGAAUUGUUGCAAGAUGAAUACCACUAUAAGCCAAUAGUUAGUUUUAUUUUCCAACGAAUUAAUUUCUUUUUUUGCUUGUCUAUUGGUUUCUAUUUCCCCCUUUUUGAUUUUGCUUUUCAACAGAUUGUAUUUGGUUUUCAACUACCAGGCAGAAUUGGGGUUUUUCACAAUUUAUGCCUUUAACUGGGUUGCAUGAUAACUGAGUUGCAUGAUAAGAAAAAAAGGCUAUCUUGCCAAUGAUUGCAUUGUGGUGGAGGUUGAGCUGGAAGUUAUGUUUAAGCAUAGCGUAAAGAGCUUAUCCUGACUUGGUUUGCAGUUUAUUAGUAGCUGUCCACACAGUUGUUAACUAGUCGUUUUGACUUGGUUGAUUAAAAAUUAAAGAAUGCAUAUCACUUGGACAUGGUUAAGUGAUUAAUUUUGUAUAUGAAGAAACAUGUCUUGGUAUGUUAUUGGAGAAGUUGCUGAUUGUGUAUUUUAUAUCCAACUGUAGUCUGUUAUGAAGAUCAUUUGGCAAUAAUACUAUUUUUAUUGUUAAUAACUUAGGGCCGUUUGGUUUGAAAAAAAGUUAUACCGGGAUUAGUUAUGCUGGAAUUAUUUUUUAUUGAGUGUUUGAUUUGUUGUAUUCAAAGUAAUAUGU
Capsicum annuum is the source of this 2342-nucleotide messenger RNA. Its product is annotated as ubiquitin C-terminal hydrolase 12. Lineage: Eukaryota; Viridiplantae; Streptophyta; Magnoliopsida; Solanales; Solanaceae. The record is from RefSeq and is a predicted model, not a curated record. Gene Ontology annotation, molecular function: protein binding. The coding region runs from base 815 to 1189 and encodes 124 amino acids. The transcript has 3 exons.